Lytechinus pictus (painted urchin) is the source of this 5281-nucleotide messenger RNA. Its product is annotated as solute carrier organic anion transporter family member 4A1-like. Gene Ontology annotation, biological process: transmembrane transport; sodium-independent organic anion transport. NCBI's taxonomy places the organism in Eukaryota, Metazoa, Echinodermata, Echinoidea, Temnopleuroida, Toxopneustidae. The record is from RefSeq and is a predicted model, not a curated record. The coding region runs from base 1035 to 2885 and encodes 616 amino acids. Gene Ontology annotation, molecular function: protein binding. The transcript has 13 exons. Gene Ontology annotation, cellular component: plasma membrane.
AUACAGGACGGUAAUCUCGAGAACGCUGUAGGAUUCAGUCUAGCAUUCAUGAAUUGUAUAAAGUGUAAAUUUUUAGUCUCACACUGUAGAAGAAGGGUUUGUUGCCUCGUUCCCCACGCUGUUAGGAGUUUUUGCUUUCACGACAUAACACAGAAAAUAUGCCCAUCAAAUGACAAUAUACAGCUGGGAGGCUUUUGUCGAAAAUUUGUGAAACGGAACAGCAAUUUCUUCCUAUUUUGAAAUGACGAAAUCAUGCCGUUUGUCCUGAGUCCAGGACGAAACUGCUCUUAUGAUUUGAGACCAAAUAUUUCUUAGUUGCUUAUGGUCAUAAAAGGCAUUUGACAAUACAUUUUCUAUGUUCUCGAAUCUGACAUGCCUCGUGGAAGCGAAAACUACAUAUUUUCUCUGGAUGACGUCAUGGAAAUGCGAAAGACGGUAACAAUUAUCAUUGCUGAAAGCGUGGAGGGAGAAUCAAUGUGGAUGAUGAUUUGUGAAUCUUGUAAAUAUUUAGCAUGCUCGGAACAUAUAGCUCUAUGCUUGGAACGAAUGUUCCCGAACCUGUGAUUUUAUAAGCUAUUGGGCAAAAUAGGUCGGUGUGAAGCGAAUGAAUCAGAACUGUUUUUUGGAUAACGUGUUGGCAUUGGCCAUUUGGCGAGGAGAAAGAGGUGCGAUAAUAUUACUCUUUACUCCAUCCUUGAGGGAACACUUGAUCUGAAAUCUCUUGGUGUCACAUAACACUACAUUCUGCUAGGACGUUGUAUCAGAGGGUUCAUGGGGAACCCAUCCCCCCAAUCCCAGUGAACAAAGGGGGAAAGGACUGAGGACAAAAAAAAAUAAGGCGAAAGGUACCAUAUCCCAAACGUCAGGAGAUAAAGGAGGAUAAGAAAAAGCCCCGUUUGACCUCCAUAUCAAAGGUUGAGAAUGAUGACAUCGUCGACCAAGACGUCAAUGACAACGAGGACACAAAAUUUGGAUGGCUUUGGUUCCGUCCAAACUGCCUACAGGUCUUCAACACGCCCUUGGGUUACUGUUUUAUGUUAUGCCUGGUGUCCCUCGUGCAAGGAAUGACAGCUUUUGGUUUCGUCUACAUCAGUCUAUCCACCAUAGAGAAACGUUUCUUCCUCAACAGCGUGCAGAGUGGUAGCAUAUCAAGUGCUUAUGAUUUUUCGUCGCUUAUUGUGGCGGUUAUCGUUAGUUAUAUGGGUGAGAGGGGACAUCGUCCACUAUGGGUUGGAUUUGGCUCCAUGCUCUUUUGCGCAGGGUCUAUCACCUUUGCAAUCCCUCACUUCGUCACCCCGAAUUACGUCUAUCAAGAAGUCGACUCAGACUAUUGUGGUCUACCAAACGAGACACUCAGCUGUGAUGACCAUGGUUAUGAAGGUGACGACACCGAUUUUGAAGACACUCCUUUAUCAAAGUACUACUGGUUCUUCAUUAUUGCCCAGGUAUUGCAUGGUAUCGGAGCUGCUUCUCUUUACACACUUGGGGUUGCAUACGUCGAUGAAAAUGUUCCUCCUCGACAAUUUGGCAUUUUCAUGGGUAUCUACAAUGCGGUCACAGUGGCGGGGCCUUCACUUGGUUACAUCAUUGGGGGAGCAUUCCUGAAUAUCUAUACUGACCUAAACGUUGAUAAAAACAGUCUUACUGUCGAUGUAACCAGUCCUCUCUGGGUAGGUGCCUGGUGGAUUGGCUUCAUAAUGAAUGGGAUUCUUCUCUUCGUGUUUACAUUCAUCUACAUGGGAUUCCCAAAGGCUCUACCAGGGCGAGAUAAAGUGAUGGCAGAACGACGAAUAGAGACCCAGAAAGGUCAAGAUUUCAAAACCGAGAAAGGGGCACUUAACAAACUCAGAGCAUUACCACGUGCUAUCAUCAGCCUCUGUACCAACCUUCCUUUUAUGUUCUUGAAUGUUGGUUCCGUCCCGGCGUUCUUCCUUGUGGCUGGUCUUGCCGUCUUCGGACCCAAGUAUCUGGAGUCCCAACUAGCUAUGACACCAAGUGAAGCUGCUUAUGCUAUGGGUGUCAUUGCGGUCAUUGGAGGCAUCACUGGCGCCCUCAUCGGCGGAAUAUUGAUCAAUCGGUUGGAUCUGAAGUUUCCUGGUUUGAUGAAGCAGAGCAUGAUCGCUACCUACACAGCGAUCUUAGCAUGCGGUAUUUUCUUUGCUGUCUGCCCAACAGUCGAUUUCUCUGGAGUCACCGUCAAAUAUAAAAGCAGCGAACCACAUGACGGGCAGUUUGAGUUGAACUCUACAUGCAACUCACGUUGUUCGUGUUCUAACAGCUAUGAUCCUGUAUGUGGGAGCGAUGGGAUCAUGUAUUACUCGGCCUGCCAUGCGGGUUGUGAAGUCGAAUUCUUGACCAGCGGUGAAGUGCUAUUACACGAGUGCAAAUGCGUCCAUGACUCAGACUUACCUAGCGACUUUGGUACAGUGAAUUUUGGUACCUGCUCGACAUCCUGCCCUUAUAAAUGGCUCUAUUUUGUUGGUUUAAGUGUCAUUGUCAUGCUUGGAGCUGUGUCGGGUGUGUCAGGGUGGACUGCAACCAUCAGAUGCGUGCCUCACAGUCAGAGGGCGUUUGCCAUGGGCAUCCAGACUUUGAUCUACGGGUUGCUAGGUUCUGUACCUGGUCCCAUUAUCUUUGGAUUACUGCUGGAUAAUUCGUGUCUCUUAUGGGAGUCUAGCUGUGAUGGCUCGGCCAACUGUUGGUUGUAUGACAACAAGCUCUCCGCUAGGGGGUUUCUGAUCCUCAGUGCCAGUUGUGAAUUCAUCGCCGCUAUAUGCCUUACUCUCGCACUAGUAUCAUACAAAUCCCCAAGCAAACAAUCAGAACUUGAGGGCGGGAUGAAUAAAGAGUUUGCAAGCCAGGAUGAAUUAGAUACUGUUGCGUGAAUACCAUCAAAAUCAUAAUUUCAAUUAUUAUUAUACGACGAAACGCACUGAAAUCCCUUAUAGAGUGGAAAAAAAAAAACGUCCUGGACCUUGCAGGCAACGCACAUAAAUAUGACUGUAAGUGUGGCGCCAUCUAUCACAGCAUCACAUAUUUUGAUUCACCACGUUACCAAGAUUACUUUGUUGAAUUAUCGGGUUACGCGUAAUGUUUUUAUGACCACACAACGAGUGUAGGGGAUAUGUCCCAUAAUAUGUGGUUUUGCAUCAAAGUUGAGAUUAACAGUCUUAUUGAACCCAUAUUCACGGAAAGGUUCUUAAUUUUUCUUUGUAUGUACACUACGGCUUAGUCACCGCAUAAAAAUGAAUGACCUGUUAUGAUAAUGACUGUGAUACAUGGUAUCCAUGUGUCUCUUAUGAACGAAACGUAAGAUGAAAUGACAAACCAUAAUCUAACUGGAGACUUACGUAUCUUUUGAUUCGAGUCCUGACAAUACAUCUACUUUAUAUAAUGAAUCAAGCACUGUCGUGAUAACAUGAUAUACAAUGAUGAUAGUCUAUUUAAAAAUCUUACAGAAACGACAAAUGUUUCGGCCUAAAAAGACCUAAAAUGUUUAAAAUACCUCUUCACCUGCCAGUAUAUCUGAUAUUCUGUUUAAUCUUUCCUCAAUACCUCAAGAGAUAUGUAACUUAAUCAAUAUAGUAAACAUCGUAAAUAUCAAAAUGAUAUCCUUGACUUUAGCAUAUUGUACAAAAAUUGUUGGAGGACUAUUGUGUAUAUAUAUUUCAAGCAGUACUAUGAUGUCGUGCAGCCUGUAUAGAAGAUUACUUAGUAUGACAUUGAUUUUUAUUUCUUUUCUUGUAGAGCUUCAUUUUCAAUCUUUUAGACGGAUAAGGUUCUCAUCCAUGUUAUGAUAGUCUCAUAUAAAUGGAUGCCAAUAGGGAUAACUCAUUGAUUAUAUUUAAAUAUAUAAUGUGAAAGUAUUGUAUGGGAUGAUCAAUUCAUCUCUAAAUAUUGACAUCAAACGCACGGGCAUGGGGUGGAAAAAAGAAACUGCAAAAAUAUUUGUAAGAUAUAAGGGGAAAGGGUGAAAGAGGAAUGCAAAAAGAGGCAAGAAAUAAAUAUAUUUGUAAAGGAAAUUACUGGAUUAUAAUGUACAUUAUACGAUUCAUUUGAUUUGGUAGGGGAAUACAUUACAUCUCCUUCAGCCUUGGGUCCUCUUGUCCUCUAUCAAAAUAUUCUGAUACUGAUCAUGUUCAUUUAUUACUAUUAUUAUUAUCAUUACCCAAUGCUGACGGUUACGGAAACGACCGUUGAUGAUAUAUCAAGAAUAGUAAGGGGGCAAAGACGAGAGAGGAGACGAACAUUGAAGGAAAGUUAAUUCAAUAAUUUCCAUUCAAACAUAAUACAAAGUAAUAUAAAUCAGAUAGAAAUAUAAGGAUUGAUAUGUUGAAAAAAAAACAGUAUAAAAUAAUACAUAUGAAAAUCUGUCUGUGGGUCCAUUAAAAGAUAACAGGAAAGAGAUAACUGGGUCAUAAUAUAGUAACACUAUUUUCUGUUAGAAAGAUUAACCUUCUGGUGGUCAUUCUGGACGUGACCUAAAAAAGUACAUGGAGUCGUUUCUUAAAUUAAUGCUAGAUAGCUAUUUGAUGUCGUUUUUUACUUCCGAAUAUAGUUGGAGAUUAUUUACCUCAUUCAUUAUUAAGUUGAAGUUGAUGACUAAGUUGCAUAAUGCCACAAACGCAUUUGCAACAUCAAUAAUUGAAUGAGAAUGAAAUAUUUAGAGGUUUUAUCCGGAUUUUGCAUCCAAUGUGUUCAAGUGAUAGAUAUUGAAUAGUUUAACCUUUUAUGUACAUACUAAAUUUUAAAAAAAUAUCAAGAAUAUAGUUAUUCGAAAAGUUAACUAUUUCGUUGUACAUACUCUUUAAGGUCAUGAAUAUUUUUAUCAUUAUUUCAAUUUUUAUUAUUGUUUUCAUUUUAUUGAUAUUUUUAUUGUUGUUCUGUAUUAUUUCUCAUUGUCAUUUUAUCAUUAUAUUCAUUAGCAUAAUUUUCUUCUUUGUUCUUAUCAUUAUUACCGUUAUUGUUAUGACUGUUAUUAUUAUCAGUAUUAUUAUCAUUAUUAGUAGUAGUGUCAUCGCUUUGAUUCUUUAAUAAUUCAAAUCAAUUUUACUUCUUUGAAGCUGAUUUACAGUAUUACCAGUAAAAGGUACUAAUAAUUGUAUAUGUUAAUAGAUUAAUUAUUCUUUAUCUAGCGAGAGUCCUUGAUACAGUACUGAUAAUCUGUAAAUAUUUGCCCAUGGGUCAUAUUUUUGUAUAUUGUAUUUGGAGAGUUUAAUGAACUAUAUAAUCUUUAUAUUAAAAAUGGCAUUUUCGAAUGCUGCUGUAGUAAGCUAACUUA